Messenger RNA from Candidozyma auris, 810 nucleotides. It is a transcript of the gene BUD23, whose product is annotated as 18S rRNA (guanine1575-N7)-methyltransferase. Lineage: Eukaryota; Fungi; Ascomycota; Pichiomycetes; Serinales; Metschnikowiaceae. The coding region runs from base 1 to 810 and encodes 269 amino acids. The transcript has a single exon. The record is from RefSeq and is a predicted model, not a curated record. Gene Ontology annotation, cellular component: nucleolus. Gene Ontology annotation, biological process: rRNA (guanine-N7)-methylation. Gene Ontology annotation, molecular function: rRNA (guanine) methyltransferase activity.
AUGUCCAGACCUGAAGAGAUCGCCCCACCUGAGGUAUUUUAUAAUGAUACUGAAUCAUAUAAGUACACGUCUUCCUCUCGUGUACAGCACAUUCAAGCUAAGAUGACUCUAAGGGCCCUUGAGCUUCUAAAUCUCGAUCCACAAAGACCACACUUCAUCCUAGAUCUAGGAUGUGGGUCUGGGCUUUCAGGUGAGAUUCUUACAGAGGAAGGUUACAACUGGAUUGGCAUGGAUAUAUCGCCUAGUAUGUUGGCUUCUGCUCUAGAUAGGGAUGUUGAGGGCGACCUUUUUUUGGCUGACCUAGGGAAUGGAAUUCCAUUUAGGGCAGAAACUUUUGACGCUGUAAUUUCUAUUUCAGUCAUUCAAUGGUUAUGUAAUGCUGAUACAGCCGGCGUUGACCCAAAAAAGAGACUUUUACGAUUUUUCAAUACGUUAUUUGCAUCGAUGGUGAGAGGAGGGAAGUUCGUUGCGCAAUUCUACCCUAUGAACGACACCCAGACACAGAACAUCCUUGAAGCUGCUAAAGUCGCAGGUUUUGCCGGAGGGUUGGUUAUUGAUGAUCCAGAGUCCAAGAGAAACAAAAAGUUUUACCUUGUUCUUUCUGCCGGUCAGUCCGAAAGAGCAUUGAACUUAGCAGGAGCCCAAAUGGAAGCCGACGACAAGACCAAGAAGCUCAGCAGCAAGAUGAAGAAGAGUCUAGAGUCUAGAAAAGAAUACAUCAAUAGGAAGAAGGAAUUAAUGAGAAGAAGAGGACGUACCGUUGCGCAUGACUCGAAAUUCACGGCGAGAAAGAGACGUCCUCGGUUCUGA